AUGGGCACAGCCAAAGUUCUCAGCCUAAACCAGAGAGAUGCAAGGCACAUCAAGGAAGCCAGUGUCACUAGAUUACAGAGUAAAUGGAGGUGGGUAAAGUAUAAGAAGACUGAAAAGAAACCUGGUCAUUCAGAGACAGCUGACAAAAUCCUCCAACUCCUGGAUAAAGAUGGUGAUGGCACAGUGGACUUCAGUGAAUUUGUUUUACUGGUCUUCAGUGUGGUGAAAGCCUGUUAUGCAUGCAUUCAACCUCUCCUCUGCCCAGCAAUAGAGGAAGGGGGGAGAAGAUCUGAGUCACAAGAGUCACAAGAAGGGAGAGCAGAAGGGACACCGCCAAGAAGCAAUGAACUCCCAGCAACAACCAACAAUGGGAGAGAUCGUGGGAAUGACCAUCCCCAAACCCCUCAGGAUGCUGGGCAGCACAGAGUGACUGCUGAUCAAAAAGAAUCCAGGGCAGAAACAAGGAUCCGUGUAAGAGACGAGAGCACAGCAACAAGGGCCAGUGGAAAUUGCCACAUUAGAGGUGAGACAUCAAUACUUGGAAAUUCUGAGAGACAGGGCCCAGGUAAUGAAGAUGAUGGGAAAUACCAUGUCAGAGAUAGGAGUCAAUUUUCAAGAUGUGAUAAGAGACAUGAAGUUAAAGAGCAGACACCAGCACCAGAAGAUGAUUGGAGACACCAGGUCACAGAGCAGACAUCAGGACAAAGGGACAGUGGGAAAAGACAUUUUAUAGAAACUCUUCCAACACCAAGAGACAAUAGGUACCAUCAAGUCACAGAAGAGAUCCCAAUGCAAAGGAAUGAUAGUAUAUACCAUGUGAGAGAGCAGACCCCAGGACUAAGAUAUGAUGAGAGACAUCAGGUGAGAGAUCAGAUUCCAAGUCCAAGGGAUGAUGGGAGGUACAAAGUGAGAGAACAGUCCCCAGAAGUAAGGUAUGAUAGGAGAUAUCAGGUGAGUGGCCAAAUCCCAGGAGCCUGGGAGGAAAGGAGACAUCAAGUGAAUGUGCAAUCUCAAGAACCAAGAGAUGAUGGAAAAUACCAAGGGGGAAAUCAAACAUCAUAUCCAAGAGAUGUUCCAGAAUUCUAUGAGACUGAUGAAGAUUUAGAAGCAAGAUAUGAUGAGAGAUGCCAAGAAAGAGAUCAGAGCCAGUUACUUAGUCACAAGAAGAAAUAUUAUGUGAGCAGGCAACAGCCAACAUUAAAGGAUGAUGAUAGACAAUAUGUUAGAGAUCAAUCUGUAUCAGAAAAAGAAGAAGCAAGAGCCCAAAUAAGAGAGCAGCUGCCAACUUCUAGAAAUAAUGGGCAGCCAAGAGUUAGAUAUCAGAUCCCAGCAACAAGGGAUGAUGAGAGACAACAAUUUAGAAAGCAAACCCCACAACCCCAAAAUGAUGAGCAGGACCAAAUGAGAGAUCAGACUACAGUAGGAAGAGAUAAUGACAGACCCCAAGUUAGACAACAGACAACGGACCCUUGGAGUGAUGAGAGGCAACAGGGGAGACAGCAGAUCCCAGCACCAAGGGAUGAUAGAAGCCAAAAUAGACAGCAGAUUCAAGUAGCUCAAAAUGAAAGAAGACACCAAGACAGACAAGCAACAUCAGAUCCCUGGAAUGAUGAGAGACUACAAGAGAGAGAGCAGACCUCAGAACCAAGAGAUGAUAGGUGUGAUAAGCAGCAGGCCCCAGAUACCCAGGAUAAUGAGGAACAUGAAAAUAGACCAGAGUCUCCAGAAAUGCAAGGUUAUGGAAGAUGCCAAGUGAGACGGCAGACCUCAGUGCCAAAGUAUGAGGGGAGACACAAAGUUAGACCACAGUCCCCAGAAAUCCAGGAUGAUAGACGACACCAAGUUAUACAAUCAGAAAGAGAACUACAGGAUGAUAAAAGACACCCAGUUAGAACUCAGUCACCAGAAAUCAAGGAUGAAAGACAGCAAACUACAGAACAGGACCCACUAUCAAAGGAUGACAGGAGCAGCCAACGUAGGCAACAGACCCCAGAAAUCUGGAAUGAUAGAACAGACCAAAUUAGACGACAGACCCCCAUACCAAGGGAUGAGAGGAGAUACCACACCACAAGAGAAAGAGAGGAUGAGAGACAUCAGGCUCAACAGCAACCUUCCAUUCAAAGGGGUGAUGGAAGAAGCCAACAUAGGCAGCAAACCCCAGAAAUCCCAGAUGAUGGGAGACACCAAGUUAGGCCUCAGCUCCCAGAAAUUCAGAGUGACAGAAGACAACAGACAUCAGCACCAAGAGGUGAUGGAAGAUACCAAGUUAAACAGGAGACUUCAGUUCCAAGGGAUUAUGGAAGAAGCCAAAAUAGGCAGCAGACCCCAGAAAUCUCAAAUAAUGAGAGAUGCCAAGUUAGGAAUCAGUCCUCAGAAAACUGGAAUGAUGGAAGACACCAAAAUAGACUGCAGACCCCAGUACCAAGAGAUGGUGGGAGAUACCAAGUUAGACAGGAGACUUCAGUUCCAAGAGAUGAAGAAAGGAGCCAACGUGGGCAGCACAACCCAGAUAUCUCAGAUGAUGGGAGACAUCAAGUUAGGCCUCAGUCCCCAGAAAUCCAGAAUGACAGAAGGCAACAGACCCCAGAACCAAGAGGUGAUGGGAGAUACCAACAGACCCCAGAAAUGCCAGAUGAUGGGAGACGCCAAAUCAGGCCUCAGUUCCCAGAAAUCCAGAAUGACAGAAGGGACCAAACCCCAGUACCAAGAGAUGAUAGGAGAUACCAAGUUAGGCAGCAGCCUUCACUUCCAAGGGAUGAAGGAAGGAACGAUCAUAGGCAGCAGAUCCCAGAAAUCCAGAGCGAUCAGAGACACCAAGUUAGCCAGCAGUCCCAAGUACACAGAGAUGAUGAAAGGAACCACAUUGUACAGCAAACUCCAGGACCCGAGGAUGGUGAGAGAUAUAAAAAUAGACAGCAGACACUAGGACCAAGGGAUGGUAGGAGACAUCAUUUUCCGCAACAGAUCCUAGAACAUCAAAGUGAUUUAAGAUGUCAAGUUAGACAGCAGACCCCAAGACCCCAAGAUGAUGAAGAACAUCAACAAACCUCAGAACUCCAGGGCAAUGGAAGACACCAAGUGAGAAGCCAAAAUCCUGGAACAGAAAUUGAUGGCAAUUUCCAAGUGAGACCUAAGAUCCUAAUACCAAAGUACGAGUAUAAUGAGAAACCCCAUAUUAAUGAAGAGAUCUCCAUACCAAGGGAUGGGAUCAGAAACCAUCUGAGAAAUCCAACCCUGACUCCAAGAAAUGAUGGGAGGCUUCAAGUGAGAUAUCAGAGCUCUGCAAAUGGAGGUGAUAAGACAUACUUUUUAAGCAACAAUGAAAGAAAUUUUCAGAGAGAUUUAUCUCAGAGAUUUCAUGAUGAUGAACAGGAACAGCCAGAAGAAAGAUCUGAUUAUUGGGAUUCCCCAAAGCAGGAACCAACAUCACAGAAAGCUGAGCAUAGACACCCCAACACCCAGGAAUCACUGGUGGAGAUAAAAGAUAGUCCAAUACACUGUGAUGUGUAUUUUUUGACCAAGCAAAAAGGCGACUGGUUAUGCUAUUGUAUCCAUGAUCCAUCAGAACAAAAAGAUGAAGGAAGCAGACAAAAUAAUGCAGAUCACUCUGCCUUUGAAGAUGACCAAGCAUCAAUCAUCACAGCAGUUAACCCCGCCCCAGGUACCCAUAGCAGCAGCUGUGCAGUGGCCAUUGGGAGCAUACUCUCAACCCAGCAUAACUGUCCCCUCUCUUCCAGACCAUCUGACGGCUAA
Vombatus ursinus (common wombat) is the source of this 3753-nucleotide messenger RNA. RefSeq names its product trichohyalin-like. Gene Ontology annotation, molecular function: calcium ion binding. Gene Ontology annotation, biological process: positive regulation of cell cycle G1/S phase transition; cellular response to cytokine stimulus; regulation of phosphatidylinositol 3-kinase/protein kinase B signal transduction. Gene Ontology annotation, cellular component: cytoplasm. Bases 1 to 3753 code for a protein of 1250 amino acids. NCBI's taxonomy places the organism in Eukaryota, Metazoa, Chordata, Mammalia, Diprotodontia, Vombatidae. The transcript has 4 exons. The record is from RefSeq and is a predicted model, not a curated record.